AUGCCCGACAGAAAGACGGGAUUUGGCAUCCGAACGCCAGGGAUAGAGGCUGGGCUGUUAAAGAGAGAUUAUAAAGCCUACUUUAUUGAGCUUCUGUUAUUAAGUCGGGCGCUCAACUGGGGACUUCCCCUGCAUCCCCACCAGCUGGAAAGUGGAUCAACGGAGAUAAACAUCCAGUUGUCUGUUUCUGUUCCAACAUUUGGCAAGAUUCCUUGGCUUAGUGAGGCCAGCCUCAUAAACAAGCCAUUAGUGCUCAGCAUCCCCAAAAGAUAUCCUCAUGCCUCUGCCACUUUUCUGAUUUCAUCCAAGAAGGAUAGGAAUUUGCCUAUUUUGUUUCAAGUUCCAGAUGUCUUAUCUAAGGCCAGGAGGAUCCAGAGUAACCCCAUGCUCAUCAGAAACAAGCAGCUGUGCUCCACAUGUCAAGAAAUAAAAAUGGUACAACCAAGAACUAUGAUAAUCCCUCAUAAUCUGAAACUAUCCUUUGAGAAUUUUAUGAAUCAUAGAACGAUGAGUCUUCCUCCACCAAAAGCCCAGACUGUAUCCAAAUGUUCCCAUAAUGACAUCUCAACAGAGAGUAUUCACUACAGACUGCCCAUUCUGGGCCCCAGGACAGCUGUCUUCCACGGACUGUUGGCAGAUACCUACGCAACUCUGCAGGACACACAACUCUCUUCCUUGCCCAGAAAGGAGCCAAAGGGCAAGACAAUGAGGCAGUGAGUGGUCAGAGCUCACUGUGGAGCUUCACCUUCCAGACUCACAGAGAGAAAACAAGUUAACCAAGCCAGUUUCAGGCAUAUUAGCCUAAUUCCCUCCUGUCACCAAAAAGGUGACUCACUUUUGCCUUCUUGUAAUUGCUCGAAUUCUAGCUUUUGCCAUUGUCUUCUCACUCAUUUUCCUAAAGACAAGU
Messenger RNA from Leptonychotes weddellii (Weddell seal), 907 nucleotides. The record is from RefSeq and is a predicted model, not a curated record. Lineage: Eukaryota; Metazoa; Chordata; Mammalia; Carnivora; Phocidae.